This is a messenger RNA of Setaria italica (foxtail millet), 2593 nucleotides long. RefSeq names its product acyclic sesquiterpene synthase. Bases 128 to 2314 code for a protein of 728 amino acids. The record is from RefSeq and is a predicted model, not a curated record. NCBI's taxonomy places the organism in Eukaryota, Viridiplantae, Streptophyta, Magnoliopsida, Poales, Poaceae. Gene Ontology annotation, molecular function: terpene synthase activity; magnesium ion binding. Gene Ontology annotation, biological process: diterpenoid biosynthetic process. The transcript is spliced from 12 exons.
GGCAACACUUGCAACACGGGACCUCUCUCCCACCACUGUUUGAUUCUCCCGUCGUCCCCGGCCGGCCUCCGUCGCCUCCGGUUCCAUCAUCCCUAGCCAAUAAUAAGGUAGCUGGGAACGUAACGAUAUGGCCAAGCCCGUGAAGCUGACUGCUGCUGGUUCCCUCCCGCUGAUGAAGGCCUGCCUCAGCUCCGGCGGGCGGCACUUGGGCUCGUUACCCUGCGGGAUGGCGACGAUGAUGCUCACGCAACGGGGCAUAGCUUCACGCCCUUGGGUGAACAGAGAUCGACAGCAACACCCCUCGAUAUCAUCGUCCUCAGUCUACUACUCACCGCCGGCCACCGCCCUCGGUUCGUCGUCGUCCUCGUCUCUAGCUCCGGCCCUGCUUCUCGCUGUGGCCGUUCGACGGCGGCGCGCGCCCUCUAGUCUUCUUUCCGGCAGGCAGCCUAAAUUCCCAAGACUAAUGGCCAACACCAACGCCGCCGCUAAUAAGCUCUGUGGUGGUCGUUCCAUGCCACCGGCGGCUUGCUGCCGCCACUCGGGCGGCCAACGCUUCCUCAGCUCGUUGCCUUGCUGGAUGAUGCCGUCGACGCAACUGGCCGGAGAUUUGCGCCGCCGCCCUGCUAAGGUCACGAGAGUGGCACAAGUUCACAAGACGUUGGAGGUGGAAGAACCUGCAAACAGUUCCGCCAAAAACUUUAGCGGUGGCAUAAUAAGCACGCAGCAUAACAAGGGCACGUCGUCAGAGAGUACGAUAAGGAAGCAGCUUCAGCAAGUCGAUGUGCUUCAGAAUAUGGGGAUUUCAAGGCAUUUCGCUGCUGAGAUCAAGUGUAUCCUGGACAUGACAUACAGCUGCUGGUUACAGAGAGAUGAGGAGAUUACGCUAGACGUGGAGACUUGUGCUAUGGCAUUUCGGAUUCUUCGGAUGAACGGAUACAAUGUUUCUGCUGAUGAGCUGUAUGAUGUUGCUCAAGCGUCCUGGUUCCAUCCUUCACUUGAAGGAUAUUUGAGUGAUACAAGAUCCCUAUUGGAGUUACACAAGGCUUCGAAAGUCAGUAUCUCAGAAGAUGAGUCUAUCCUGGACACCAUAGGCUCAUGGUCAGGCUGGUUGCUGAAGGAACAGCUGAGAUCUGGUGCGCUGCAGAGCACUCCACUCUUCAGAGAGGUGGAACAUGCACUGGAAUGCCCUUUCUACACCACAUUGGAUCGUCUUGACCACAGGAGGAACAUCGAAAAUUUUGAUGCCACAGGACACCAAAUGCUAAAAACAUCAUACUUGUCUUGUUAUAACAACAAUGAUAUUCUAGCAUUGGGCGUCAGAGAUUUCAGUGCCUCUCAGUUUACUUACCAGGAAGAACUUCGUCAUAUCGACAGCUGGGUGAAAGAGAGCAGGCUGGACCAGUUACCAUUCGCACGGCAGAAGUUGGCGUACUUCUACCUCUCUGCUGCUGGCACCAUAUUCACUCCUGAACUGUCGGAUGCUCGCAUUCUAUGGGCCAAAAAUGGCGUGCUCACAACCGUUGUCGAUGACUUUUUUGAUGUUGGAGGAUCAACAGAAGAACUGGAAAACCUAGUCACAUUGGUCGAGAUGUGGGACGAGCAUCACAAAAUUGAGUUCUACUCUGAACAUGUCGAGAUUGUCUUUUCUGCAAUUUACACUUCAGUAAACGAGCUUGGAGAAAAGGCUUCUUUGCUGCAGGACCGUGAUGUCACAAAACACCUAGUAGAAAUAUGGCUGGAUUUGCUGAGGUCCAUGAUGACCGAGGUAGAGUGGCGGACGAGCAGCUAUGUUCCAACAGCAGAAGAAUACAUUACAAAUGCGGCUUUGACAUUUGCACUAGGCCCCAUUGUGCUUCCAGCAUUGUAUUUUGUUGGGCCAAAGAUCCCAGAACCUGUUGUCGAAGACCCAGAGUACAACGAGUUGUUCAGGCUAAUGAGCACAUGUGGCCGUCUUUUGAACGAUGCUCAGACUUACGAGAGGGAGUACAAGGAGGGCAAGGUGAACAUCGUUUCUAUCCUCGUUCAUCAGAGUGGCGGCUCCAUGUCCAUAGCGGAUGCCAGAAGGGAGAUUCAGAAGCCCAUCGACACCUGCAGGAGAGACCUGCUAAGGCUGGUUCUUAGCAAGGAAGGUGCCAUCCCUAGGCCCUGCAAGGAGCUGUUCUGGAAGAUGUGCAAGGUGUGCUACUUCUUCUACUCCCAGGGUGACGCGUUCAGCUCGCCGGAGGCGAAGGCCAGAGAAGUGGACGCGGUGGUCAACCUGCCCCUACAGCUCAAAGGAAGCAAUGCAAAUAAACUGCCUGUUUUGUGGGAGUGAUCAUCAAACCUUGAUCUGAUCCCUGCUUGUUUGGUUAACCGAUCCGGUAGCAGGUUUCUGUUCAAGGCAGUUCAGUAGCCUGUAGCUGAUGAUAUUAGGUGGUGUAAGUUGAUGUCAUGUAGGAAGUAUAGGAGGGAAGUAGGGAAUGUUAGGUACUCGCAAGGACGAAAUGAUAGAAAGCUCAGUGUUUACAGCAGAGCUCGUGUUGUUCGACCCAAAAAUACGUCCUGCUACCUCGAACUCGAAGUCCUGAUGAGAUUCUGGACCUAUGGGACCUCA